UCGUUUUCCUGCCUAUAUCCGGCGUAGUCUGACGGCCUUCCGUCUUUCGGCUCGGAGGAGGCCAAGGUGCAACUUGCUUCGGUCGUCCCGAAUCCGGGUUCAUCCGACACCAGCUGCCUCCACCAUGCCGCCUAAGUUCGACCCCAAUGAGAUCAAAGUCGUAUAUCUGAGGUGCACCGGUGGGGAAGUCGGUGCCACGUCUGCCCUGGCCCCCAAGAUCGGCCCCUUGGGUCUGUCUCCCAAAAAGGUUGGUGAUGACAUUGCCAAGGCAACUGGUGAUUGGAAGGGUCUGAGGAUUACAGUGAAACUGACCAUUCAGAACAGACAGGCCCAGAUCGAGGUGGUGCCUUCUGCCUCUGCCCUGAUCAUCAAAGCCCUUAAGGAGCCACCAAGAGACAGAAAGAAGCAGAAAAACAUUAAGCACAGCGGAAAUAUCACUUUUGAUGAGAUUGUAAACAUUGCCCGACAGAUGCGGCACCGAUCUUUAGCUAGAGAACUUUCUGGAACCAUUAAAGAGAUCCUGGGGACUGCCCAGUCUGUGGGAUGCAAUGUUGAUGGCCGUCACCCUCAUGACAUCAUAGAUGACAUCAACAGUGGUGCAGUGGAAUGCCCAACGAGUUAAGUACUGCAAAGGAAAAUGUCAAUAAAGGAUAAUUUGACAACCAA
Molecule: messenger RNA, 666 nt
Organism: Manis pentadactyla (Chinese pangolin)
Lineage: Eukaryota; Metazoa; Chordata; Mammalia; Pholidota; Manidae
Gene: RPL12
Product: ribosomal protein L12
Exons: 7
Coding region: 125-622 (165 amino acids)
Biological process (GO): translation
Cellular component (GO): ribosome; cytosolic large ribosomal subunit
Molecular function (GO): large ribosomal subunit rRNA binding; structural constituent of ribosome
Source: RefSeq, a predicted model, not a curated record